CAGUCGGGUAGUCAGGGUUACUUCGACAACAAUACACCAUCGUCACUGACUAAGUUUUUUGUAUAUGAACUUGCAGAUACCUUCAAAAUCGCUGUACUAACCAGUCUGCUUCCAAACUGUUAACAUCAUGGACGACCAAACGGUCGACAAAAUUUUCGCUGGCUCUUUGGGCACCUUGCCCCCAGUCAGCUCCAAAAUUGUCCGUAUCUUCACCAGUUCCACCUUCACAGACACUUCGAUGGAACGAAACACUUUGAUGGCCACAGUCUAUCCCAAAUUAAAAGAAUAUUGUAGGGAAAAGCACGGAUUAGAAUUUCAAGUUGUUGACAUGCGAUGGGGUGUUCGAGAUGAAGCUACCGACGAUCACAUGACGACAGAAUUAUGUAUGAAGGAAAUUGAAAACUGUCAACGUCUGUCAAUGGGACCCAACUUUGUGGUCUUCUUAGGACAAAAGUAUGGCUACCGUCCCAUACCAACUUAUAUUUUAGCUUCUGAAUUGGCUCAAUUUCGUGAAAUACUUUUGACCAUGGGUCAAGAAGUUAUAUUGCUCGACACGUGGUACAAAAAGGAUUCAAACGCCGUGCCUCCCAUUUGCAUUCUCCAGCCUAUUUCUUCCAUCCUGGUCAAUUUCAACAACAAAAGGGUACCGAAGCUGCAACAAGAAGAUCAAGCCAAAUGGUGGGAUACCCUGGAUCGAAUGCAGAAACUAUUGAGAAAAGCUGCCACCACACUCUAUGCUCAAGGGCAGCUGGAUUUUGAUUCAAUGCACAAUUACUUAAUGUCUGUCACUGAAAGAGAAGUCAUCAAUGGAUUAUUAAAAGUGCGAAAUACCAAGAAUCACGUAUUGGCCUACGUCCGUUACAUCAACAACAUAAACCUUCAGAAUUUGAGAAGAGCCGGUCUUUUUAUUGAUAUCGCCAAUAGGGCUCUAGAUGCUGAAGCCGUUCGCUUAUUGGCCAAUCUCCGUGAUGAACGAAUGCCCGCUAAAAUCGAACCGUCCAAUCUUAUGAGAUACACGGUGGAGUGGAUUGGCCGUGAUGGGUUGGCAAACGACACACACGACGAGUACCUUCAGAAUUUUAUUUCUCAUUUUUACCGUAAUAUUGCGCGGUUAGUGGAUCGAGCUAUGCGCAAAGAAGAUUCAAGCCCUCAAGGGCAGAUAGUUACCGAAAUCCUUCAACAUCUUCACGCCUGCAAUAAUUCCGUCAAAGUCUUUUACGGGCGAGAGAACGAUCUGGAAAAGGUUCGUCGCUACAUCCUGGGUCCUUCUAUUCAGCCGCUCACUCUUUUCGGAGCCGGCGGAUGCGGCAAAACUUCACUAUUGGCUAGAUCUGGCAGUCUCAUCAUCACCUGGCUGACUGAAGCUCAGGAAAAAGACUCAUCUUCUCCUACGGGGGAUGACGGAAGCAACCACCCUCCUCCGCCUACCGAUAACCGACGCCGUGGAAGUAACAUCAACGGGUCGGGAGAAGGAUCGAAUACCAAGAAAGGAGGUGAGACGGAUCGGAGUAACAUCAACGGGUCGGGAGAAGGAUCGAAUAACAAAAAAGGAAGUGAAACGGACCGGAGCGAAAGCAGCAGUAAAACCGAUAGCCACAACGACGCUACCAAUUUCUUGAAGGAAGAAGAAAUGUCCCGUCCGGAUUCCGGAAGAGCCAGUCCAAGUCAAGGAACCGCUUCCGGAACAUUAAGUCGGAGGAGCAGCACCACCUUGUCAAGACAAGAAUCUGACGAUACAGGAUUCACAGCAAGUGGUGCCAGUAGUCGUCGUCAAAGUUCCAGUGGCAUCUUCAGCCCAGUUUCCACCAUGACUGACGGUCGAAGUAGCCAUCGAGGCUCUAUUGCUCUUAGCACUCCAAUACAAGAGCAUCCAGAUCCGGAUCCGACAUCAGUUCCGUCGACUAUCAAAAUUAAUAAACCAAUUAAACCCGUCCUUAUCAUGCGCUACCUUGGGACGACACCGGAUUCCAGUGCCAUCACACCCAUGUUAAUUUCACUUUGCCAACAAAUAUCUUAUAACUACAUGAUCCCUUUUGACGCCAUUCCGGACGACUUGGUACCACUGACAGCAUAUUUCAAACAAUUGCUGGCGUUAGCUACAAGAGAACAACCGCUUCUCGUUUUUCUCGACUCGGUGGAUCAAAUCGGUGGAGCUCAGGAUGCCAACAAGAUGGCUUGGUUACCAACUCGUUUACCUCCCUUCUGUAAAAUCGUUGUCUCUUGUGUCUACGAACCGGAAAAUCCCGAAAUUUCCAAAGACUGUCAGACCUUACGUCGAAUGAUUGACGAAGAAGAUAACUUCAUUCAUGUUUUGGCUUUGGGUGAAGAGCUGGCCUCUCAAGUCAUCCGACAUUGGAUGCGCAACAGUCAUCGUGAUCUGACAAAUUAUCAGUGGCGUGUCGUGUCAAACGCUAUCGCCCGAUGUUCGCUUCCGAUUUUCGUCAAAUUGGUUUUCGCCGAGAUCUGCAGGUGGAAAUCGUAUUCACGCGCCCAGGAAACGCAUUUGGCUUCAAACGUUAUGGACAGUAUUAUGAUGUUGUUCGAGCGAAUUGAAAUUCAGCAUGGUCGCAUUCUGGUGUUUCACGCCUUAGCCUACAUCACGGCUUCAAAAAGCGGAUUGUCGGAGACGGAACUGGAAGAUCUGCUGUCGCUGGACGACCGUGUGCUUGACGAUGUGUAUCAGUAUCACAUGCCGCCAGUUAGGCGAAUUCCACCUCUGCUGUGGACGCGCAUCCGCAAUGAUCUUCCCAAUUACCUGUCUGAAAGAGAGGCUGAUGGAGUCUCGGUUCUCAAUUGGUACCACAGACAAUUUAAGGAAGCGGCGAAGGAGCGUUACUUCAAGAACCAGAACUUGGCUAUUUACUUCCACUCUUCCAUAGCGGAAUAUUUCAUGGGCACCUGGGGCGGUGGCAAUCCCAAGCCAUUUAAAUACACCGAAAUUCAACGAAUGCGAUUUAAUUUAGCUGAAAAAGAAGGAGAAGCCGACCGCAAAGUUCCACUCCAGCCGCUGGUAUUUGUUGGUAAAGACGGCAAAGUGUCUCGCUACAAUUUGCGCAAGUUUGGAGAGCUGCCGUAUCAUUUGGUUCGUGCCAGGAGAUUGGACGACCUUUUCCAUAACGUCUUGUUUCAUUACCAGUGGCUCCAUGCCAAACUGUCGUCCUGUCCACUUCAGGCCGUUUUAUCUGAUUUUGAAGACACAUGCAACAACCUCGAGGAUCGAGAAAUGUCCAGAGAGACUGUCCGCCUAACUACAAGGGAAUUGAUGCUUGUAGCCGAUGCUCUGCGUCUUGGAGGAGCCAUUUUAACGCAAUACCCUGACCUGCUGGCUUCCCAAUUAAUUGGUCGCUUGCUGCCGGAAGCCGGAGCCAAUUUGAACGUUCGUCGACUUCUGGAACAGUGCGAUAAAGAAGGAAUCAACAACUGUGCUCUUAUGCCUACCGCCCACUGUCUCCACACACCUGGAGGACCUCUGAAAUAUUCGUUGGAAGGGCAUCAGUUUGCCGUGUUUGGUGUCUGCCUAACGUCGGACGCUCGAUUCGUUGUUUCCGUUUCCAACAAGUUUCUCAUCUGGGAUUUGUCCACUUCCGAUUUAACAAGAGCCGUCAAUCCGGGAAUCGAAGGUGUUUUUCAGGGUCUGAUACUCAGUCCGGACGAUCGCUUUGCUGCCGCUUGGACAAACAACAGUCAGACCAUCAUAUUGAACUUAUUAACCAGCGAGCAGAUUGUGAUCAACAAUCCACUCCAGGAAGACGAAACGGUCAGAGGAGCCUGCUUGCUCGACACGCACUGCGUACUGUACGGUCAAAGCCAGUGGGUGCUGUUGACCAUGCAGGGCGUUGCCGUUGAGAUCCGCCGUGAAAGGUGUCCGUUAAGUCAGCCGCAGUUCCAGCUUCUCUCCAUGGACUUUGAAUCGCACGGGAAAUAUCACGUUGUGUUUUGGACGGGCGACUUGGAUGACAAACGGUUAGUGUUGCAAACCAUCAACGACGGGCAGCGAACCAGUCCACUCGAACUCCACAGCGCUAUGGUGAUGAACCGGAAGCGCGAUAUUCUCUACACCUGCGCGGAUCUUAACAGUGCCAACGUUUCCGUCUUCAGAUUAAACAAAGAUCAACCAACAGGGAAUAAUAGAAAAGGUCGUAACUGCAACGAUGAAGAAUCGGGUCAAGCUGGCGGAUGGUGUAAAGGCAACAUUCUUGACGGUGAUGACUUGCUUCUUCAGUUGAGCUUAAGUGAAACGGAAAAUCACGUCUUGGGCACCACUGCCCUCGGUUUCUGCAUAUGGAACGCUGCAGAUUUUGAAAACAAGACGCCGAGUGCCAAAAGAAUUGAUUUGAAGUUACCCACCGGAGUCAGGAACAUCUCCGUCAGUCUGUUGCAAUCAAACAGCAUUAUACUCAGCAAAAACGACGAAUUCGCGGUUGCUGGUGUCAGGAAAAAUCUCUACGUUUGGAAAAUUCCUACCGGACAACUAGUCAAAGUCUUGGAUGCUCAUUUUGGCAGAAUAUUAGCCAUCGUGCCGUACACGAUUGGUCCGUGGAAUUCGGUCAUCACUUCUUCAAUCGAUCGUAGCGUCAAAGUUUGGAAUUUGAAUAACGUCUUCGAACAAGUUCACGUGAUCGAUCGUCACGAACUCCAAAUUGAUUCCAUAAGCUUGUGUCAAACAACCGGAGUGGCCGUGACGGUGACUCGUGGUUGCGUAGGGGUGUGGCACAUCCUAACAGGCAAACUAAUGGAUAAAUUGGCGUACAACGCUCUAGGAGCUAUCGUAACUCACGCGUUAAUCACACAGGACGGCAGACACAUUCUGGCAGCCGAGUCUGGUAGCAUAUUGAUAUGGGAAUGGCCGAAACGUCGCGUUUGCUUCCGGGCUGAACAGCCUUCCGUCAAGCAAAUUAUGCUCAUGGAGGAGGACACCAAAUUCUUAACGGCGUCUCGUUUAGGACCGGCCAACGAAGGAAAAGCUGUUGUGGUAGUCCGUGACUGCCCGAAUGGUGUGGCUUUAUACGAAGUGGAAAUUCCGGUGCGAACCUUCCGUCCAGCCAUUUUGACCAACGACGGUCUAAUGCUGGUUAUGCAGGGACACGAAAAGAAUCGCGACUACCUUUAUGUCUUCCAGUCUCAGACGGGCGUUCUGAUACACAAAUUCAUUCCGCGCUACCAGGGCGCUAAGAAAGAUCAAGCUGGCCUGCUGAUCCCUGUGCCCGGUAAGGCCACUCAAGUCGCUCUGAUGGACCAAGACAAAGGGGUUGUUUUCGAUGUCCGUACAAAGAAACACAUCCGCACCAUUCGUCGCUGGAGUGGCCAAGUGACCAAGGACGGCCGAUUAGGACUCUACGCUCCUUCAAGAGGCGGAUUGGAACUGAUUGAAUUGCGAUCAAGUUCGACCGUCUCCCAGCUCAUCUCUCGCUCGGCUGAAGGUGUCUUUACCAACGUGACUAGUUUCAACGCCACCGAUCAGUACGUGUUGUACUACCACAGCGGACACAAGACCCUGCGUGUAUUCCGAGUUCUUGAUGGUCAAAUGUUAGCCAAUUACCGGCUGGCAGCUGAGCUAACAGCCAUUGACACCACAACGGAUGGCCGAUGCGUAGUGAUCGGUACGCUGGAUGGUUGUCUGUCAGUUUUGGCCAUUGCCGAUCCAGCGGUGCCCGGAUCGUUUCAGUUUCUCGCGUCGUUACCGUCACGCACUCGACAAACGCGAAUUCCAUCAGCCGUCAGUGGCGAAUCGAGUCGUUCAGAUCAGGAUGGCGAUUCAAAUAAAAAGAACCGAAAAGGCGACAAAGAAUCCGGAGGUGGCUCCCAUAUCACGUUAAAAGCGGCCGCAACCGUAGCGGCUUCUUGGGCUAAAGCAACUCAAAUAACGAAUAAUAAAACUGGCACCGUCCAGAAAGUGACGUCAAAAGCCUGCGUCAUUUCUUAAUUGCACGUACGUCUGUAUAACAGUAUUCCGUAUUUUCCCUUUAAUUACUCCACGUUUAUUUUGAUUGUGCUUAAAGACACUAUACUAUAUGCCUUUUCAAAAAGAGGAAAUAAUGUAAGACUGUAUAAGCUGGAAGGAAGCUUUAUAAUUCUGGAACCGUCUGGAAUGCAAUAUUUAUGCCAUAUGUAUACUCUGUUCUAUUUUAUUCGACCUUCAAAGUACCGUGUAAAAAUUUUCUCGACGUCAUAUGCUGGAAUUUCUAAAUCACUUAUGUAAUAGAUCGCUGGAUCUAAUUCAAAGUGUCAGUUAUUGUUUAUUCAAGUUUCAAAACAAGAAGAAUUUCGUUGAAUGUUUUUUGCAGUAUUUCUUCUAGUCGUUAUCAGCAAACUCGUUUGUUUUGUUUUUUUAAAUAAAAAUAUUGAAAAACAUAA
Messenger RNA from Daphnia pulex (common water flea), 6354 nucleotides. RefSeq names its product NACHT and WD repeat domain-containing protein 2-like. The coding region runs from base 128 to 5923 and encodes 1931 amino acids. NCBI's taxonomy places the organism in Eukaryota, Metazoa, Arthropoda, Branchiopoda, Diplostraca, Daphniidae. The transcript has 33 exons. The record is from RefSeq and is a predicted model, not a curated record. Gene Ontology annotation, molecular function: protein binding.